GGUCCCCGGGCCCUAUUCGGCCAAAACGGCCGCGGCUUCCCCGCGCUGGGGACCCGCGCGCGACCGCCGCUGUGCCGUGCCAGAAAAGGCUCGCCUACCCCCCGGGACGGCGGAGGGGGGGCAGGCAGAAAGGAGCUCCUAUUCGCUUCUCAUUUACCCAGCGACAAAGUCUGACGUCGCCGCAUCAGGUCCCCAUCCUAAGCAGUUCUCUCCCAGAGGUUUGAUAUCCCGUCUUAGCUGGGGCUGGGCAGGUUCAUGGUGUGAUCCAAAGCUGAGCGUCACCGACACAGAGUGCUAGUUUAUAGCAAGAACUGACUCCGGGGUACUCUCCAGUUCCAUGCCUAUGAUGUAGUCAUCAGAGUUGCAAAGGAUUUCUUUAUAAAGUUCUAAAAUUGGAUUACGGUGAUGGUUGUACAACUCCAAAUAUACUAAAACCAUUGAACUUUCAACAGGCGACUUAUGGAACAAGAGGAUUCAUCUGACUUAACUGGAGAUGGCUCCCUUCCCCAUUUAUUGUUCCAUUCCUAAAGCUUCCCUCCUACCAGGCUCAGUGAGAGCAGAUGGGAAGAGGCACCCACCUCAGAGGAGCUCUGUGAAAAAAUUACUGAGACACUAAGAUGCUGUGAAUUGGGAAAGUUUGGGAACCUCAAGAUUAGAGCUAUACAAACUGUCUCAAAGGGCAAAGGUGGAUUUUAAUGGCUUAAGCUCAAUGGGGCAGCACUGCGCAUGUGCAAGACGCGAACCCACCUCUCCAGGAUGACCCCAGAACCUAGGAUCUUCAGUCCACAGAACUCAAAGAGUAGAAGUGUUGCCACCGGAGCCCUUUACGAAGCAAGAAGUCCUUCAAUAAGGAAAAUCUGGCCUCCUGCACCGAAACUCACCAUUUAACAGAUAUAGCAACAACCGUAAAUGCUAGGAUACAGGGACACAGAGGGAUAAAAAACAUGGUCCAUCCUUCAAGGAACCCAUAAUAAGCAAGGCUGUCUCCACUACUCCUCUGCUUAUGGGUGAAUGAAAAUGGCCACCCCAGCCCUGAUUGGACAACAUCCUUCAUUUCACACGUCAGCAAUCAUGUAUUGCACAGCGAUGUACAGCUAUCAAGUACCACUUUUCUCAGCCGAUACGCUUACGAAACAUUCCUUUCAAUUUGACCAAGACAAUCCAGCAAGAUGAAUGGCACCUGCUUCAUUAGAUUUAAGAAGAAUCACUGCUGGCUUCCUGGGCAUGGCUGUGGCCGUCCUGCUCUGUGGCUGCAUUGUGGCCAUGGUCAGCUUCUUCUGGGAGGAAAGCCUGACCCAGCACGUGGCCGGACUCCUUUUCCUCAUGACAGGAAUAUUUUGCACCAUUUCCCUCUGCACUUACGCCGCCAGCAUCUCCUAUGAUCUGAACCGGGUCCCGAAGCUCAUUUAUAGCCUGCCUGAUGAUGUGGAACACGGCUACAGCUGGUCUAUCUUUUGUGCCUGGUGCAGUUUAGGCUUUAUCGUGGCAGCUGGAGGUCUCUGCAUCGCUUACCCAUUUAUUAGCCGGACCAAGAUUGCACAUCUAAAGUCUGGCAGGGACUCCACGGUAUGACUGUCCAUACUCAAGUCCACUGCUUGGUGGCCCGUCCACAGUGCGGACGAACCUUGAAGGGGACGGAGCAGAGCCUGAGUCAGGAUCCCAAGCACAAAAUCGGUCUUGUACAUUCCAGCCUGUUGCCUGCCAGCCCCUUCUGGAUGACUGAUGUCAAAUCAUGCAGAACCUCCAUCCUUUCUAAGGACAAGACUACUGUGGAUUCAAGUGCUUUAAUGACUAUUUAUGCUUUGACGGCGAGGAGUAGGGAGCAGAGCCGUGGAACAUUUCUGGGUUCAGAAAAAGAGGAAACCGCAAUGGAAAAAUUUGUAUGAUUGCCAUUUAUUUCAGAGAGUUUGUACAUAACAAUUACCCGAGAGUCAUUUCUAUUUGCAAAAGGAUUCAUGACAAAGCGAGUAUAAUUUUCUUGUCAUUGUACCAUGCUUGUUAAAUUUAAUGCAGCACCUUCAGAACUUGUCCUAAUGGUGUCUUGUUGUGUCAGCACCAAACAUUUGUGCAUUAUUUGUGGAUGUUUUUUGUCACAGGGAGAUUCUUCUGUUGCCUUAUUUAUUUUUAAUUGAAGUCUCUUCUCCAUCUUUGUACUGGAAUCAAAAUCAUAAGAGAAACAGAUCAACCCUGGAAGAGCUAACCUGUAAUGCUAUGCAGUAUUGUGGGAAGUCAUAUCUGUCGUUCGACCUGUCUCUUUACGUUAACUGGAUUUCUGCAUUAAAUGACUGCCCCCUUGUUAA
Molecule: messenger RNA, 2300 nt
Organism: Lagenorhynchus albirostris (white-beaked dolphin)
Lineage: Eukaryota; Metazoa; Chordata; Mammalia; Artiodactyla; Delphinidae
Gene: TMEM178A
Product: transmembrane protein 178A
Exons: 11
Coding region: 1174-1572 (132 amino acids)
Biological process (GO): regulation of cytosolic calcium ion concentration; negative regulation of osteoclast differentiation
Cellular component (GO): endoplasmic reticulum membrane
Source: RefSeq, a predicted model, not a curated record